Molecule: messenger RNA, 1833 nt
Organism: Talaromyces amestolkiae
Lineage: Eukaryota; Fungi; Ascomycota; Eurotiomycetes; Eurotiales; Trichocomaceae
Exons: 3
Coding region: 1-1833 (610 amino acids)
Source: RefSeq, a predicted model, not a curated record
AUGUCAGCAAUUCACCGUACAAUCGCUAUCGAGGAUGUCGACACUCGGUGGCCGUAUCGUGCCGGCUUUCCUCGCCUCCUUCGUCCACGCGUUAAAUCACGACCCAUCGAAAAUGAGGCCGAGAUUCCAAUCUCCGAAGCCGAUUUUGAAAGACUGAAACAGCGCAUCAAUGAGAUCACGGAAGCCCACGGCAUCACACACCUUGAUACACCUAGAAUGGUGUAUCGGGCCCAUUCGUCCUCCGUCUCUCAGGCUCGUAUUGACUUGUAUUGUGUCUACGACAAAGGUCUCAGUCACAGCAAGACAUGGGCCAAGGCUGUCACCGAGAUCUACGAAGAAGCGAACAUGCUGUGUGUUCCAGGGAAGGAUCGGAAUGAGAUGUCCAUGAACUGGGAAAAGGGUCAGAACUAUCGCCAAAAGAUCCUUCAAUUGUUCGAAAACCGCCCGCACAUGUGGCAAGUCAUGGUGCCUAUUGGCCUAUAUGCGGAAGGCAAACGUUCCCAAGAUCACAAAAUGGUUAUCUACUUUGAUGCACUGAAUGCAGAAGAUGAUGCUUGGGAUGAACUUGAAGAAGCAAUGCGUUCCAUACUUCCGGAGGAUAUUGGUAUCGAGAUCCUGCAGUCGACCGGCCCACUGUUUUGCAAUGACAAUUUGGCACCUUUACAUAAUGAAUUCAAGCCCAAGUUCUCCGCCGAUAACUACAUCCGACCUCCGAGGCCAGGCUGUGAAGUCAGUAUUGCGCGGAACGAUUUAUCUUCUGGGACAAUGGGUGGCUACGUUAUGACAGAAGCCAAGGAUACCAAGAAAAGAACAACGUUCGGAGUCACGAAUGCUCAUGUUGUAUUUGGUAAGCGUAGGGAGGCUACUUUCAAUACGCAAGCCGGCGACAGUAUCGUGAUCCAGUCUCCGGGUGAAGAGACUCGCAGAAGAAACGAAAUCGAACUUCGCACUGCCAUCGCAGAUCUUGAGGGUCAAAUCUCGAAGCAGACUGAAAUCAUUGAGGCGGUGAAAUUCUCCGAUCCCUCUCUCGCUGAACGAUUGGAUGGACACGUGAACUUGAUACAGCCUACUUUGAUCGAGCUCAAAGCUUCUCUUCAAUUGACGGAACGUGAUGCAACUAUUGGACCAGUUCAGGUCGCAAGACUUGGCUAUCGCCAUUAUGAAAGACCAUCUUCGGUGUCAUCGGGUCCAGACUAUACCAAACUGAUGAUGGACCUUGCAUUGAUUCGGAUGGACUGUCUCGAGAGAGAGCAUCCACGAGAAAUCUUUCUCCCAGUGAACAGAGAAAAUCCGCGUAUACCCGGCGAUACGACCUACAACUCAUGGGAGGUGGACUCAUUGGGGAAUUCUAUAGAUACCAAGGAACGUAUCAGUGUCGUUGCAAAACUGUCUCGGCAAGGUAAAUACACCAUGGGACAUGUGACCGAAUUCAAAGCCGAAAUCGAAUUCCCUGUUGACCUCAAGAAUGGCGGCGCCAAGGAGAUUCGAAAACGGUCUGCAUGGGUUGUUUCCACGCCUCCCAUUGAUGGAAAUGAUCACAGGACCCAACUAGGCGAUUGUGGAUCGCUGAUCCUUGCUGCGCAUGGUUGGGAGUUUGGCGGCUCUGAUAACGAAGUGGCGAUGCCGAAAACGUUGAAUGUUUGCGCUAUGAAGCCAUUCGUUGUCGGCCUACUUUUUGGUGGUACUGACAGAGGCGAUGUGACACUCUUCACCCCAUUCGACACAGUGAAAUCGGAGAUCGAGUCCUUGACUGGAGAAGAGAUGGUGUGGCCUCCAAAGCAUUCUACCUGUAUGCAAAGAUGGGAGGAAGGUUACAUGGACGACGGACUCUAA